This is a messenger RNA of Closterium sp. NIES-67, 2649 nucleotides long. The record is from the annotation of a GenBank genome assembly. Lineage: Eukaryota; Viridiplantae; Streptophyta; Zygnematophyceae; Desmidiales; Closteriaceae.
CCACUGAUAGUGGCAGCCACCAGCCUCAGACCAUGCAGGUAAUCCCCCAGGUGUUUUCUCAGGUAACCCCCCUGGUGUGUUAUCAGGUAUCCCCCAGGUGUGUUUUCUCAGGUACCCCCCCUGCAGCUCAAAUUGCUGAAUCCCCCUUGGCCAGUGGCUGGUAAGUAGUGGUGCCCUCAUCUUUCCGCCCCUCUUGCCCCCUCCCCCCUCUUUCGCCUCUUCCUGCCGCUCCCCUUGUCCCGUGCUCUGUGUUGUCUGCUCAAGAAUCCUUGUUGCCCUGUUUGUUUUUACCCUAUCUCCGCGUUUUGAGGCCUCUCACAACCUGUUUGUCUAUCUUUGUUCAUCUGGAAUCACCACCGCAAUCGGGGGGAGAGGGAGGGUAUGGAGGGGUGAGAAUCAACCAGAGGUGAGCCUGCUGCGUUGUCGGUGAUUCUGCCUGCCUGCUGCGUUGUGAGUAGGACGCUAGCCUGCUGCCCAUCUUCCAUUCUUCUUCUUUCGCCAACUCAUCACUUCCUUGUAAUUUAUCCCUCCCUCCUGCCCUCACUCCUCUUCUCUCCUCCCCUUUCUUCCCCCCUGCGUCCCCCCCCUAGCACCUUGCUUGGUGCUACCGGGAAGCAUCGGUGGGAGUGCAAGGGAGAGUAUGGGAGGGUAGAAGGCAGACCAGACUUGCUUGAUGCUAGCUUGCCGAAGCAGUGUGGUUGGUGGAAGGUGGAAGAGGGAGAGUGCCGGGGAUAGAAACAACCAAAGGCGAGCCGACUUUUGAGUCGACUCAAAAGGCGACUUUUGAGUCGACUCAAAAGGCGAGCCUCACUUCUUGCACCAGUACCAGCUAAGUACCCUCCUCACUGUAUCUACCCCCUCACUCUUCCCCUCCGUCACACUAAUCGACCCCCCGACUCCCCCCCCACCCGUCCAACACCCCAAGUUUUCAGCUUGGCUUUAUCCGUUACUGCUCUUACUUUACCUUGCUUUCGUCGUUCGCUGCCUCUUCCCCCCUCUCACUCCUCGCUGUAAUCACGCCCCUGAUAGCAGGAGCCCACCGGCCACAGCCAUGCAGGUACCCCCCAGGUGUUCUCUCUGGUAACCCGCCAGGUGUGUUCACAGGUAACCCCCCAGGUGUGUUUUCUCAGGUAACCCCCCAGGUGUGUUUUCUCAGGUAACCCGCCAGGUGUGUGCAGGUAACCCCCCUGUUUCCCGUCAUCUUUCCCCUCCCCCUUUCCCCCCUCCUCCUCUUGCCCCUCCUUUCGCCGAUGCCUGCCCUGCUGUCUGUUGUCUGCGCAGAAUUCCUCCCUGCCUUGUUUGUUUCGACUCUAUCUUCUCCUUUUGAGACUUGUUCCUGUUCAUCAGCAGCAACUGCUCCUUAUGAGCUGCCUGCAAGCUAUCCCGUCGCGUCUCUCUUCCUCGUUCUCCCCAUCUCCUGUCCCUCCCCCACAAAUCUUCCUAGAAGCUCACGUGAUACUACCUGGAAGCACCACUGCAUCUGGUGGCCAAGAGAGGGAAUGGGACAGUGGCAAUCGACCAAGCUCCUUUGGAAGCAUCAGAAGGGGAUGCGGUGGAUGGAUGUGGGAAGGCUGCUGCCCUACACGUGGGAAGGCUGCUUGGGCAGAUCCAGAACCACACUAACAUGCCUGUAUACCUGGAAUCUUAUCCCCUCUAUUCCUAUCCCCUCUAUCACUAUCCCCACUAUCCCUAUCCCCUGUAUCCCUAUCCCCUGUAUCAUUAUUCUACCGUUAUCCCCACUACCACUAUCCCCCAUAUACCUAUCCCCAUUCCCCUCAUUUCUAUCCCCAUUAUUCGUAUCCCCUCAGUCCCAAUUUCCUCUAUCCCUAUCCCCUCUAUACCUAUCCCCUCUAUCCCUAUCCUCACUGUAUCCAUCCCUGCAACCCCUAUUCCAUCUAUUCCAUCCCCCCUAUUGCUAUCCCCCCUACUCCUAUCCCCGCUAUCCUUAUCCCUGCUGCUCCUGUCCCUUCGACCCCUCCUAUCCCUCGUAUCCCAUCUGUUCUUGUCCCCAAUACCCCUGUCCCCUCUAUGUCUAUCCCCUCUAUCCCUACCCCCCUAUCACUCUCCACUCUAUCCCUCACCUCAUGUACCCCGUUCCCUCAUCCCCUGUCACCUCUGAUCACCCCCUAUUACCCCCUAUCACCCCAAAUCACCCCAUAUCACCCCCCUAUCACCCCAGAUCACCCCGUAUCACCCCCUAUCACCCCCCAUCAGCCCCUGCCACGCCCUAUCACCCCCCAUCAGCCCCUGCCACGCCCUAUCACCCCGUAUCACCCCCUAUCACCCCCCAUCAGCCCCUGCCACGCCCUAUCACCCCGUAUCACCCCGUAUCAUCCCCUAUCACCUCUCAUCACCCUGUGUCACUCCCUAUUACCCAGUAUCACCACGUAUCACCCGUAUCGCCCCCUAUCACCCCUUAUCACACACUAUCACCCCCCAUCACCCCUUGUCAUCCCCUAUGACGUUGUAUCCCGCUGUUAUCCCUGCCAUCCCUCCUGUCCCUGCUAUUUCUCCUUUCCCCUCCUAUCCCUCCUACCCCUGCUGUCCCUGCGAUACCUGGUAUCCCUGCUGUCCCUCCUAUCCCUGCUAUGCUAUCCCCCCCCAUGCAUGCCCCCCUAUGCAUCCACCCCCAUGCAUCCCCCCCUAUGC